GGCCGGCGGCGCUGACCCGGAUGUUCACUGCCGGGCGGCGGCGGAAGCGGACGGGCCGCGGCGUCGAAGCGACAGGGACGGACCGGGAGGCGCCGCCGAUCUACCGCCCCGCGCACCCGCCCAGCCGACAUGAGUGACCAGCAGCUGGAUUGUGCCUUGGAUUUGAUGAGGCGCCUGCCUCCACAGCAGAUAGAGAAGAAUCUCAGUGACCUCAUUGACUUGGUCCCCAGCCUGUGUGAAGAUCUCCUCUCCUCUGUGGACCAGCCCUUGAAGAUUGCACGAGACAAGGUGGUGGGGAAGGAUUAUCUAUUGUGUGACUACAACAGAGAUGGGGACUCCUACAGGUCACCGUGGAGCAACAAGUACGACCCUCCCCUGGAGGACGGUGCCAUGCCCUCGGCUCGCCUGCGAAAGCUGGAGGUGGAAGCCAACAAUGCCUUUGACCAGUACAGAGACUUGUAUUUUGAAGGUGGAGUCUCCUCUGUCUACCUCUGGGAUCUGGAUCAUGGCUUUGCUGGGGUGAUCCUCAUUAAGAAAGCUGGAGAUGGAUCAAAGAAGAUUAAGGGGUGCUGGGAUUCCAUCCACGUGGUGGAGGUUCAGGAGAAGUCCAGUGGCCGCACUGCCCAUUACAAGCUGACCUCCACAGUGAUGCUGUGGCUGCAGACCAACAAAACUGGCUCUGGUACCAUGAACCUGGGGGGGAGCCUCACCAGACAGAUGGAGAAGGAUGAGACUGUGAGUGACUCUUCCCCACACAUAGCCAACAUCGGGCGCUUGGUAGAGGACAUGGAAAACAAAAUCAGAAGUACACUGAAUGAGAUUUAUUUUGGAAAGACAAAGGACAUCGUUAAUGGGCUGAGAUCUAUCGAUGCUAUUCCUGACAACCAAAAGUAUAAGCAGUUGCAGAGGGAACUUUCUCAAGUGUUGACCCAGCGCCAGAUCUACAUCCAGCCUGAUAACUAAACCAAUCCAGGUCUGUGCAGACUUUUGCAGACAAAUCAAAACAAGAAGCUCUUAAAAACGACCUGGUGGAGGCUUUGAAGAGGAAGCAGCAAAGUUAAAGUCCUGUCAGUGCUAACCAGCCAUGCCAUGCACUCGUUAGAUUCCUUUCCUAGAGGAUCAUCCCCGCCCUUUUCUGUUGGUCACUUCACAAUUUGCAUCCAAUACUCUCCAUGCAGCGCCAUCCUCUCCCCAUGAAUAAAGCUGUACAAACUUU
Molecule: messenger RNA, 1216 nt
Organism: Serinus canaria (Common canary)
Lineage: Eukaryota; Metazoa; Chordata; Aves; Passeriformes; Fringillidae
Gene: CAPZB
Product: capping actin protein of muscle Z-line subunit beta
Exons: 10
Coding region: 130-963 (277 amino acids)
Biological process (GO): regulation of lamellipodium assembly; cell morphogenesis; negative regulation of filopodium assembly
Cellular component (GO): cytoplasm; F-actin capping protein complex
Molecular function (GO): actin filament binding
Source: RefSeq, a predicted model, not a curated record